AAAAAUACUCCAAAAGAAGAGAAAUCACUUCAACUGAAAAGAAAAGAAUUUCAAAAGAAAAGAAAACACUUCAAAAAAAAAGCAUUUCAGAAGGUGAAAAUCCUUCAAAAGGAAAGCAAGGCAUUCCAGAAGAAUACUUUGAGAAUAUUUCAGGAGAAAAUACUCCUAAAGAAAAGGAAAGAGAAGACAAAACACCAUGCAAGCUCUUGCAAAUGAAGAAAAAA
Racocetra persica is the source of this 224-nucleotide messenger RNA. Lineage: Eukaryota; Fungi; Glomeromycota; Glomeromycetes; Diversisporales; Gigasporaceae. The record is from the annotation of a GenBank genome assembly.